Cheilinus undulatus (humphead wrasse) is the source of this 521-nucleotide messenger RNA. RefSeq names its product mitochondrial ribosomal protein S18C (gene mrps18c). Bases 70 to 462 code for a protein of 130 amino acids. Lineage: Eukaryota; Metazoa; Chordata; Actinopteri; Labriformes; Labridae. Gene Ontology annotation, cellular component: mitochondrial small ribosomal subunit; ribosome. The record is from RefSeq and is a predicted model, not a curated record. The transcript has 6 exons. Gene Ontology annotation, molecular function: structural constituent of ribosome; small ribosomal subunit rRNA binding. Gene Ontology annotation, biological process: mitochondrial translation.
AUCCAUUCGAAGAACCAGUGAAACCCCGGAUGUCCCAGUCCACAACAUCCGUUCCCGUGUCAGGUCAAAAUGCUCGCGCUGAGAGGGUUACAGAGGAUAAAGUCAGUUUUACCGCCACAGGGAAACACAGGUUUUAGAGGAAUCUCAGCCUCUUCAAAUGUGGUCCAAAGGAGAGAAGAUGUGCUGGUUAAGAUGGAGAACCCCUACAAAGAACCACAGAAAGGAUGUAUUCUCUGUAACGUACCUGUAGACUUUAAAAACACUCAGCUGCUGUCUCAGUUCAUCUCUCCUCAUACGGGGAGGAUCUACGGCCGACACAUCACCGGCUUGUGUGGGAGGAAACAAAAAGAAGUCACUAAAGCGAUAAAGAAGGCUCAGUCCACGGGUUUCAUGUCGGUGACUCACAAACAUCCACAGUUCAUGAAGGAUCAAAACAUCUGCAGCAUCAAACAUCUGGAUUAAUGCCUGUUUCUGUGUCUACUGUUGAACUGUUAUUAAAGUUUAUCUGUUCUAUUCAUGGA